UAAUUUUAAUUUCUGUUUUAUAAAGAAAUUAAGACAAAAAAACGUAGUACAAAGAAAGUAGUUAAUUUUGAGGUUAAUUUAGGAAUUUUUAAUAGCAAAUGAUUAAAGUAAUUAAUACAAAACUGGAUAAAUAGAAAUUUUAAAAGUAUAAAAUAGUUAUUAGCUCUUAGUGUUUUUAAAUAAUAUGAAUCGUUUGGAUGAUCCAUCUAAUUUCAUAAAAGGUCGCAAACCAACUUUUAUUGGAAUGAACGGUGGACCAGAAACAGAUGAACAGCAACGUGUGCGCUUCCAAGUGGAAUUAGAGUUUGUACAAUGUUUGGCUAACCCCAAUUACUUGAACUUCUUAGCACAACGUGGUUACUUUAAAGACUCGUCGUUCGUCAACUACCUGAAAUAUUUAUUGUACUGGAAGGAACCAGAGUACGCAAAAUACUUAAAGUAUCCCAUGUGCUUGUACUUUCUUGACCUACUCCAAUACGAACAUUUUAGACGCGAAGUAGUUAACUCACAGUGCACUAAAUUCAUUGAUGAUCAGCAAAUAUUACUCUGGCAACAUUAUACCCGUCGUCGUACAAGAUUACUGCAAACUUCCAGUGAACAAACUCAACAACAUGUCACCCAAAAUAAUGGAAUAGUUCAACCUAAAGUUCCUUGAUAAAUUAUUUAUAAAACUAUGCUAAAUGUUUAAUAAAAUAUUAUCAAAAAUUA
Molecule: messenger RNA, 708 nt
Organism: Cotesia glomerata
Lineage: Eukaryota; Metazoa; Arthropoda; Insecta; Hymenoptera; Braconidae
Gene: MED31
Product: mediator of RNA polymerase II transcription subunit 31
Exons: 3
Coding region: 185-655 (156 amino acids)
Biological process (GO): regulation of transcription by RNA polymerase II
Cellular component (GO): mediator complex; core mediator complex
Molecular function (GO): transcription coregulator activity
Source: RefSeq, a predicted model, not a curated record